CCACCGGUUCCGGUGCCCCCCACCCCCGGUGCCCACCGGUCCCGGCUCCCCUAGGAUGCCCAGGGCCCCGGGGGAGGAGCCGACACCAUGCCCGGCGGCGAAGGCGAGGGCGAGGACCAGCUGCCCACGCCGACCCCUGAUGGGGAGCAUCUCCGGGAGGAGCAGCGACCCCUGAAACCGUCGCUGGGCGUUUCCCUGUGCCGCGAGUCCCACUGGAAGUGCCUCCUCCUCACCCUGCUCAUCCACUCGUGCGGGGCGGUGGUGGCCUGGUGCCGGCUGGCCAGGGUCCCCCGGCUGGCCCCGGCCCCGGCCCCGGCCGCGGGCCCGCCGCCCACCUACGCGGCCAGCCCCUGCUCGGACGGCUACCUGUCCAUCCCGCUGGCCUUCGCCUCCUUGCUGUACCUGCUGUACCUGGCCGAGUGCUGGCACUGCCAGGCGCGCCAGGCCCGGGCCCCGCGUACGGACGCGGCCACGGUGGAGGCCCUCGUCCGACGGCUGCAGCGGGCCCCUCCGUGCGUCUGGUGGCAGGCCACAAGCUACCACUACGUGCGGCGGACCCGCCAGGUGACCCGCUAUCGCCACGGCGACGCUUACACCACCACCCAGGUCUACCACGAGCGGGCCGACAGCCGCACGGCCCGGGCCGAGUUCGACUACGCGGCCCACGGGGUCCGCGACGUGUCCAAGGAGCUGGCCGGCCUGGCCGACCACCCGGCCACCCGUCUGCGCUUCACCAAGGGCUUCAGCUUCGGCAGCGCCGAGGCCGAAGCGGCCUACCUGGGCCAGCGGGCCCUCUUCUUCGGUGCCCACGAGGGCCUCGACGACUACCUGGAGGCCCGCGAGGGGAUGCACCUGAAAGGCGUGGACUUCCGCGAGUCCGUCCUGGUCUUCGCCGACCCGCGCCACCCACCCUGGCACGCCCGGGCCUGGGUCUUCUGGCUGGCCUCGGCGGCCACCCUGUCCUGGCCGCUGCGCGUCGUGGCCGCCGGCGCCACGGCUCACGUCCACUACCGCGUGGAGAAGCUGUUUGGGACCGGCUGCCCCCCGGGCCACCCGCCGCUGGCCCGGGUGGCCACGGUGGACUUCCCCGAGCUGGAGUGGCACAUCCGCUCCAACCGCCAGCUGGUGCCCAGCUACUCGGAGGCCCUGCUCCUGGGCGGCCCGGGCUCGGCCGCCUUCCUAAGGGGCUGCCGUCGCUGCCGUCGCUCCGCCAGCUGCACCUCGCUGCCCCGCGCCCGGACCCCGGGCUCCCGCCUGCCCUUCAGCCGCAGCCGCCUCUCCCUGGGCGCGGCCGGGGUCGCCGCCGCCCCCCCGCGGGUCUUCCGCAGCCUGAGCGGGGGGCUCCUGGGCCGGAGGGCCGAGGACGCCCGGCCCCUGGAGAGCCCCCCGUCCUACCAGGAUGCCUUGGACUUCCCGGUGCUCAUCGUCCACCGGGACGCCGGGUGCCGGGGGGACGGGGGGCUCCAGGGACCCUUCUGAGGAGGACGAGGAGGUGGACCCCCCCCCCCCCAGAGACCCUCCCCCAGCCGGACAGGGCUGGGAGAGCGGACGACGAAGGGCUGGGGGCGGGACGGGC
Tachyglossus aculeatus (Australian echidna) is the source of this 1576-nucleotide messenger RNA. It is a transcript of the gene TMEM151A, whose product is annotated as transmembrane protein 151A. Lineage: Eukaryota; Metazoa; Chordata; Mammalia; Monotremata; Tachyglossidae. The record is from RefSeq and is a predicted model, not a curated record.